Cloeon dipterum is the source of this 740-nucleotide messenger RNA. It is a transcript of the gene BCL7-like, whose product is annotated as chromatin remodeling complex subunit BCL7B-like protein. The record is from RefSeq and is a predicted model, not a curated record. The transcript is spliced from 4 exons. The coding region runs from base 201 to 599 and encodes 132 amino acids. NCBI's taxonomy places the organism in Eukaryota, Metazoa, Arthropoda, Insecta, Ephemeroptera, Baetidae.
UCUAUGUUUGGUAGAAUUGGGAAAGGGGGUUUGUGAAAGAGCCACACCCCCUUCAUUGCUUAUGUUUAGCUACACUUUUAGCGUCCAUCAUCUGUUUGGCUUUUUUAAACUCCUUUUAAGGCACCAAUAGAACUCUAUCCGGGUCUUUUUCGCCCUUCAAGUUGGCAUUUAUAUAUUUUCGGUGAUAAGUCAACACCAAAAUGAUGUCAAGGUCUGUACGUGCAGAAACGCGAAGCAGAGCUAAAGAUGACAUCAAGAGGGUUAUGCAGGUUGUUGACAAAGUUCGUCGAUGGGAGAAAAAAUGGGUGACUAUUGGAGACACGACGAUGAAGAUUUUUAAAUGGGUGCCGAUAACUGCAAGCAACGAUCAGAAAAAGAAAGCUAAAGAAUUGGCUUCGGGUAAAGAAAAUGGAACGCCUAGGAAGGGAGCGUUGGACAAUUCAAACUUCACGCUUGCCGAGGACUCAAAUACAUGCUUCUCAACUGUAAGCGACUCCCAAGGACCGACAGAAUUUGGAGCCACUCUUGGCUUUUCUGAAGAUUCCAAUUCGCAGAGCAGUGAGCCGCCUUCUAAAAGAUUGAAACCAACGAAGGAAUGAGACAAUUUUUUGUUCGAUACGACGCCAUGUGCAUCUUGUACAUAAUUUGGAUUCAUACAUAAAACUGUUAUUAUCAAACAUUCUCAUUAAUUUAAGUGUGACGAUUUUCUGUUUAAAGAAAUAAAACUAUUGUAAGAUAUA